GGCGCCAUUGCUCCGCUAAAGGGGUCCUUCAGGUUCAAUGUCGCGUGUUGAUUACGCCACCGGCGGCAACUCCGUAUCAGGUUCUGCAAGGUGAGAAGGUUACGAGUGUCCUCUCUGCUUGCUGAUUGGAUGAACACCGCACUGACUGACUGAGUCGAGUGGAGACAGCCACCGAGCGAGAUAGUGAGAGGAAACACAAGAUAAGCGUGUUUCGAUAAAGAGAAGAAUGAAGGAAUGCCUGAGAGCUGAGUAUCGCAGUUUGUAGGUUCUGCACGCUGCUUCGUUGAGGUUUGGACCUGACGAUGGCUCGUCCUCCCCCAGACCCUGUGUUUACUCUGAGGGGAUCGGCCGCCUCUGUUAACACGCUCCACUUUCACUGCGCUGAGGCGGGACUUCCUCUGCUGUACUCGGGAUCAGGAAAAGGUUUGGUCCACGUGUGGAAUCUGAACACCCGACGAGCCGAAAACGUUUUAGACGGCCAUUCUGGAGCUUCGGUUAUCUGGGUCAGCACCGUUCGCUCCACAAACACCUUCCUCAGUCAUGGUCGGGAUAUGCAAGUGUGUGUGUGGGAUUUGCACGAGGGUCGCAGCACAGUAGCGCAUUCGUUGCACACAGGAAGCGUCGGGUUCUGCCAGUGUUGUCUUCUGGAGGCUGAUGGAAGUAAAACCCUGCUUGCACUUCCAGCAGAAAACAUGGAGGAGAUAAAGGUGACGGAGUUGGCGAGCCGGACGCCGACCUGCUCUUUAAUCCCGGAGGAUAAACACGGCAUGCUGAUGUGCAUGAAGAUGUGGCAGACAGACACGGGUCCACUGCUUUGUGCCGGUUAUGAAGACGGUUCUCUCGUGAUCUGGGACGUGUCCUAUAGGCGUCCUGUCAGCUGCCUGAAGGUCCACCCUGAACCCGUCAUGUGUCUGGACUUUGACGUCGGCAGGCAAAAAGGCAUCUCCGGUUCCUCGGACAAGAACCUCUGCUCCUGGAUGCUCGAUGGCCAGCAGAACCUUCAGAUUCAGGACUCCGUCCCACUGACCAAUCCUGGGGUGUCCCGUCUACGUAUCCGUGGUGACGGUAAGAUCGUAGCGGCAGCUGGCUGGGACGGAAGCGUGCGGAUUUUCGGCUGGAAGAAGAUGAAGCCGCUUGCUGUCCUGCAGCACCACAAAGAUUUGGUUCACAGCGUGGCCUUCUCCGACCAUCCGGAGCCUUCGAGACGUCUGAUGGCAGCAGGUUCUAAGGAUCAGCGCAUCAGUCUCUGGUCUAUUUACACAGAGAGCUGAGUUAUAGAUUAACCUUCACUUAUUGGGCACAAAAUGCGACUGUAUGGAUAUUAAGGUUGCAACGAAGCAUCUUAGCAGUUUUCUCCCUCUUCAAAGGUUCUUGCUAACUUGCAUCACAUUACAAGAAAAGUGGGUUUUGAACAGGCUUAAAAGUUUGAGCUUGGCACACAGAUACACACAAAGCUCGAUGAUGGAUUUUAUGACUGGGGUUCUUAUGCAGCCCUGUACUUCCAGCCAGAAGGAUGAACAAUCAAUAAUAAUCAAUUAAAUAACUGAGACGUGAAUGGAAUGAGUCUUUAAGAAUACUUUCAGAAAACUCAGAGACCAUAUGCCUAAUAAUUCAAGCCAUGUGUUCCAGCAUGGCUCCCAUUUCUUUGUGUUUAUCUGUGGCUAUUGAAGUUAACACGAGCCUCCAUCUGCUCUGAGCUCCAGGCCUGAGCUAUGUCCCAGAACACAGUGACGGAGCAUCCUUCACCGAACACCAUCAAACACAAAUGUUGGGUUGGGCUCGUCAUACCUGUGUGCGAAUGUUGGGAAUUGUCUAGAAUGUUCUUCGCCAUUCACACGGGUUCAUUAAGCUUGGCAGUUCUUUGACUGGAAUGUAAGCCAAGUCGAAUGAGUGGUGUGUAGUGGAAAAUGUUAGCGUUUAAUAAAUAAUGUUGGGUUGAUGUGUGUUGGGAGCUAGCAUACAGCAUUACUGCUGAAACAUUUCUACAUCAAGUGGCAUCCUGAAAUGAACAAUCUCUUGUCAGGAAAUCCAUUAACCGUCUUUACCAAGCUUAAAGCUCAAAAGGUCAAACGUAUUGUUUCAAUUCAUCAAGCAUGGUCAACUUAAUACCGCACAAACACAAACUGGCUGUGUUUUAAUCCGUUAUAUUGUCAUCCACAAAGCUGAACCGUUUUCCGUCUACACUGUUUACUUUCCUGCUCCGAUAGAUUUGUAUUUGCGCUCUCAAGUCGCACCUGAGCGGCUGCACAUAACUCACGGUUUGUUUUCUUAGAAACCGGUGGCGAGCUUAAACGCUGCCCUGUGGACUGACCCCGCCUGCAUUCAUCACACCAAGUUAAUCAGUAGCGCACGGACAGACCUGUUUGUUAGCAAGAUUCAUUGGGCCUGCUUAGCUAAGAAACAGAUCUGUUGAAGCAGGCACAUGAAUGGCGACACUGAUUGUGUUAUUGUGUUUUAUUACACUGAAAUCUGUUCUAAUUAAACAGUGAGAGUGUGACGGAUUAGUCAACUGGUUUUUUAAAUAAAUUCGUUUUUUUUUUUUUAAAUCUGGGUGUGUGCUGUAGUUCCACAAAUUCACCAUCGCUAUAUGUCAGGAUCGCUAUUACUCCUUAAUAAAAACUCAGAAAUAAAGGUACCAAACGGCACUUUUCAUUGUCUGUAUGGUAGUACGUUGAGACUUUUAUAUAGGAAGGUAUAUCUGGUGUACAUUUAGCUUUUAGUAAAGUUUUAGCAGUACAUCAGUGGUCCAAUUAUUUACCGUAACUUUUUUUUUUUAAAGGUAAAACGUGUACUAAAGGUACAAAAGAUGUACCAUCGAUGGUACCAACCCAGUGACAAGGUGGUACCUUUACGUCUGAGAGUGCAGGGAACACCAAAGCAUUUUAUAACCCGCCAUUAUCAAAAAAAUUUCCCGCCAGAAACUACAUUUCCUAUGACGUCGUUUUUUAAUUACAUUUUUUUUUUAUUCUCUUAUUAUUCCCAUUCAAAUGUCAUCAUUUACCUCACAUAUAGCG
Ictalurus punctatus (channel catfish) is the source of this 3014-nucleotide messenger RNA. RefSeq names its product guanine nucleotide binding protein (G protein), beta polypeptide 1-like (gene gnb1l). Gene Ontology annotation, molecular function: protein binding. The coding region runs from base 303 to 1271 and encodes 322 amino acids. The record is from RefSeq and is a predicted model, not a curated record. The transcript is spliced from 9 exons. NCBI's taxonomy places the organism in Eukaryota, Metazoa, Chordata, Actinopteri, Siluriformes, Ictaluridae.